Molecule: messenger RNA, 3359 nt
Organism: Manihot esculenta (cassava)
Lineage: Eukaryota; Viridiplantae; Streptophyta; Magnoliopsida; Malpighiales; Euphorbiaceae
Exons: 7
Coding region: 1305-2840 (511 amino acids)
Source: RefSeq, a predicted model, not a curated record
GGAAACCGUUGGCAGAAACUAGCUGGACUGGAAGCGCAAGCUUUGCAAGGUUAGGUACGGCCAAUAAUGUAGGGCCCCGGCAAAACCCUAACUAAAUUUGGCGCUAAGAGCUCAUUCCUCACCCAACGGCCACGAUUCAACGACACUGUUACUUCCUAAUUCUGAUCUGCUCAUUGAAGGUGAGAUUUGUCAAUGCUAAUUCUCGACAAAUAUACCAAAAUUGAAAACGCCAACAGCUAAUCUCUCCACUCUCAUGUAUAUAUAAGCAAGAUCAGAUCAUCAGCCGGGAUGCACACACAUUGGCUUUCUUCAUUUUUCUUUGAAGGUUGAUAUCAACUUCUACGAGCACCAAAAGGUUUUGAUUGUCGUUCUCCAAUUGUUGUUUUCUUUGCUUUCUGUUUUGUUUGAUUUGGAUGAAUCAAAUGAUUCCGUAAUCCCCACUUUGAUGUUCUUUGAUUCUUUUACAUCUGAUUGCCUCUUUUAUUACAAAGAACAAUUAGCUAGCUAUUGAGGGUUCUUGGGAAUUCAAGAAAUUCUCGCAGAUUAGUCAAUGGAAAAAGGGGAAGAAUCAGAGGUGUUUGAUAAGAUGCUUUAUUAGUGUAUAAGGUUUCACUGGAUUAGCACCUCAGUGAAGGUUUUGCCAGAUUGAUCCUUUUAGGGACUGCGUUUUGUGUUCUGUUCACCUUUUUAUUUUGAUAAUGAUGCAUGAAACGCGAUUCAUCUUCUGAGUUGUAAUUUUAUCCCAUAUGGGUAUCUUGGUGGCAGAACAUGGCAGAAUUACGGGAGAAGUUUGUCGCUGCAUUCAGAGAUGUUCACAAUAAAAGGAUACAGUAUUACUUAGAUGAAGGUAGUCAAGUUGUCCCAGCCAAACUUAAUGAGUUAGAAUGGAAGGACUAUUGUUCUGAUGUUUACAGGUGAUAUUGGAGGCCCUUCCAAAUUACUAGUACCAUACGAUGAAAUAUCCGUCUUCUGUAAUCCUCACAAUAUAUGGACUUCACUCUGUGAGACAAGUUGGAGGUCUUAAGGUUUGGCAAACCCUAUUCCACAAGGUGCGAACAUAUAUGACAUUUAUCAUUUCAAAGGCCCAUCAAAAGGACGGACAGCCCAAAAGCAAGUCGUUGAAGAGUAUAAUACACAAGGAUGCUGAUUUUGAUUAUUGUUUUUACCUAAAGCCAACCAAGAAAGAUUAUUAGCGCAAAUCAAGGCUAAUUGUGAAUUGUAAAAGAAGAAGGCAUUGAAUACAGUCUUUAUUGACACAAACUUCAUAUCGAGGUUCAGUUGAUGGAGAAAUCCCCAUAGCACUAAUGCAGGCUGCAGCACGUCUGGAGGUUCAGUUGGUAGCAGAAGUUCAAACAGUGACGCUAUCUCCAUUAGCUCAUCACCAGAAUUUGAGGAUACUCAAGUUCCUGCAGGCAAAUACAAGACCCUCAAGGACACAUGCUGCACAAUCAUGGACGCAACACCAUGGAUCACUCAAUAGAAACAGUCCUGCUCUACAGCCCCUAUCUUCUGUCGGUUUUGGUGGUCCAAUGGAGGUGGCGCCUUGUAACCCUAAGAGGUCUACUAGUCCUUUGGAUUUUAAGGGCAGGACAUCAACAGAAUUAAUCAAGGUAGUCAAUCGGAUUUGGAGUCUUGAAGAACAGCAAGCAUGCAAUUUGUCAUUGUUAAAAUCUUUAAAAACGGAACUAGAUCAUUCUGGAUCACAAAUAAAGGAGUUGCUAAAAGAGAAACAAGCUAACAAGCGAGAAAUGGAUGACUUAAUGAAGCAAGUUGCAGAGGAUAAAGUUGUUAGGAAGAAUGAAGAGCAUGAUCGAAUCAAAGCUGUCAUUCAGCCAGCACAAGAAGAGCUAGAAGAUGAGAGGAAGUUAAGAAAACACUCAGAGAGCUUGCACCGCAAACUGGCUCGGGAGUUUUCUGAAGUGAAAUCUGCUUUCUCUAAUGCUCUAAAAGAACUAGAGAGAGAAAGGAAAGCACGGGUUUUAUUGGAGAAUUUAUGUGAUGAAUUUGCUAAGGGAAUAAGAGGUUAUGAACAAGAGGUGAGGUCCCUAAGAAGCAAACCUGAUAGGAAUCAUGUUAAUACUGACCGCUUGGUUCUCCAUAUCUCAGAAGCGUGGCUUGAUGAGCGGAUGCAAAUUAAGAUAGCAGAAGCUCGAAAUGAUCUUGCAGAAAAGAAUACAAUUGUUGACAAGUUAGGUCUAGACAUAGAAAUCUUUCUCCAAGCUAGACACUCCAAUGAAUUGAAGAAAGGUGGUAAUUUUGUUGACGAGGCAAUAAACAAUGCUGCACGGCGGGAGUCCUUUCCGCUGAAUGAGGCUGUAAGUGCACCUAGAGAUGCUGCUGAUGAAGAAGAUUCUAUUGAUAGCAAUUCACAUUGCAUUGAAGUAAACAGGAGAACAGGUAAAGAACAACACACAGGGAGCUCCAGGAGACGAGUUAAUAGUUCAUCAGAAAUCCGUUUUGAGGAAAUAGUGAAUUUGGACGCGACGAAGAGACUGGCUGGGUCAAGGGAAAAUAGCAAGGGCCGUGUUUUGCAUGCGCGAUUAAAGUCGAAUGAUGUGGCGGAUACCUUGGUUCGAAAUCAUUCAUUGUCAUCUGAAGGUGAUAAAAUUCAUCCUGAAGGUGAUCUGAAAGAAGAUGCUUGUGGUGAGGCAGUAUUUGCAGGGCAUGCAAGUCCAGUGCAACAGUGGAAGUCUAAAUUGGAAUCUCCUGAAUUUGACAAAUCUGAGUCUUCUUUGCUGUUACCAAGAGGCAUAAAAGAAAACACUUUGAAGGCAAAGUUACUUGAAGCAAGAUUGGAGAGCCAGAAAUCUCGGUCGAGAAUGUCUAAAGCUUCCUUGUAGGACAAGGGAGAGGUAAAAUAUGCCUGAACAACAGGGCUUAGCUGACACAUUGUGUUUGCAAUAUGCUUGUAAUUUCUACACUGUUAAAUUCUGCACUAAUGAAUUUUGAGAUCACCUUUUCUGAUGGAAAAUGUGUUGAAGAUUAGGUGGUGACAUGACAUGGAUGAGCUACAAUGUACCAGGUUAUGACAUGAGUUGUCUGGGAUUUAGAAUUCCGAACUGAAUUUGUAGGAUUUCAAGGCGGAAUUUAAAUUGGUUUAGGUUGUGUAAACUGAAUAGCUAGUUUUUGAAUUGUAUUUUUAUCUAGUCCAUAACACUUAGGACCAGGGUUGAUACAUAUUGUGCUCGGUGCCUAAGACUUGUGGAAGAGAAUAAUUCGGGCUGGGUAUGAGUUGGAAAAGAAGCCGUUGAAGGACGUCCUUUUCAGGCAUGUAACUGUAGAAAAUAUCAUAUUUUAAAAUAAACAAAUAAUAUAUUAAUUAAAAUUAUAAUAAAUUUUAUAUUUAAAUUAAAAAUUCA